CGGGCCGCGCGAGGGGGCGGGGAGCGGCCCGGCCGGGCGCGAUGGGCCGGAGGCGGCGGUGGCCGCCGCGCUGGACACGGGCGCGCCCCGAGGCUGAGCCGGCGCCGUGAGCGGCCCGGGACCCCAGGCAGCUGUGCCCUGAUGGAUAUUGAUCUGGACUAUGAGAGACCCAAUGUCGAGACCAUUAAGUGUGUGGUUGUCGGGGAUAACGCCGUGGGCAAGACACGCCUCAUCUGUGCCAGGGCCUGCAAUGCCACCCUCACGCAGUACCAGCUGCUGGCCACCCAUGUGCCAACCGUCUGGGCCAUCGACCAGUACCGCGUGUGCCAGGAGGUGCUGGAGCGCUCCCGGGACGUGGUGGACGAAGUCAGCGUGUCUCUGCGGCUCUGGGACACCUUUGGGGACCACCACAAGGACAGGCGCUUUGCCUACGGCAGGUCAGAUGUGGUGGUUCUCUGCUUCUCCCUGGCGAACCCCAACUCCCUGCGCCAUGUGAAGACCAUGUGGUACCCGGAGAUCAAACACUUCUGCCCACGGACACCCAUCGUGCUGGUAGGGUGCCAGCUGGACCUACGCUAUGCCGACCUGGAGGCAGUCAACCGUGCCCGGCGCCCGCUGGCCAAGCCCAUCAGACCCACGGACAUCCUGCCGCCCGAGCGGGGCCACGAGGUGGCCAAGGACCUGGGGGUGCCGUACUACGAGACCAGCGUGGUGGCGCAGUUUGGCGUCAAGGAUGUCUUUGACAACGCCAUCCGCGCCGCCCUCAUCUCCCGCCGCCACCUGCAGUUCUGGAAGUCCCACCUGAAGAAGAUGCAGAGGCCCUUGCUGCAGGCACCCUUCCUGCCCCCCAAGCCGCCCCCGCCUGUCAUCCACAUCCCGGACCCCCCCACCAGCGGUGGCCAGGGCCCUGCCGCCCUCUUCUGCACCCCCCUCUGUGCUGAUGUGGUCUUCCAGCUGCAGGGGGGGCACAGUGUCUUUGCCCAUCGUGUCUACCUGGCCACGUCCUGCUCCAAGUUCUACGACCUCUUCACCCUGGCGGGGUCGGCGAGCCAGGCCCAGGAGCCCUGUGGUGUGGAGCGACGGGCGGCCAAGGAGCCAGCUGCCAGGACUAAGAGCCUGGAGAUGGAGAAGGGCCUCCUGGGCGAUGGGGGCCAGGCCCCUCUCAGGACUUCGCAGAGUGACGAUCCCCUGCGGCUGGUGCAGGGCGAGGGCCAGCAGCUCCCAGGGGCCGGGGGCCAGGAGCUGUCGGGCUGGGGCCGGGGCUUUGUCAGCAUGCAGCUGGAGUUGGUUCAGGACCCCGUGACCCAGCGGGAGAGGCAGAUGACGGUGGUGUACAUGGACUGCCUGGUCCAGCCGGGGCCCUUCCGCGCGGUGCUGGAGUAUCUGUACACGGGCCACCUGGACCAGGGCCGCGCAGACCUCAUGCAGGUGGCCACCAUCGCCGAGCUGCUGGAGGUCUUCGACCUGCGCAUGAUGGUGGCCAAUGUGCUGAACAAGGAGAGUUUCAUGAACCAAGAGAUCACCAAAGCCUUCCAUGUGCGCCGUGCCAACCGCAUCAAGGAGUGCCUGGGCAAGGGCGUCUUUGCGGACGUUGUGUUCCUGGUGGAUGAUGGGUCGGUGCCGGCCCACAAGCCGCUGCUCAUCGCGGGCUGUGACUGGAUGGUGGCCAUGUUCUGUGGCAACUUCCGGGAGAGCUACGCCCCGGAGGUCUCCCUGCCUGGCACCAAGUGCGCCUGCCUGCGCGCUGUCCUGGAGUUCCUCUACACCGGGCAUUUCACCCCCACUCCCGACCUGGACGCCAUGGAACUCCUGGUCUUAACCAACCGCCUGUGUCUGCCCCGGCUGCAGGCGCUCACAGUAUGCUGUGGACGAGCUGCUCCGAGCCUACGUGCAGCAGGUGGAGAUCGACGAGCAGGUGAUCAUCUACCUGGAGAUGACUCAGUUCCACAACGCCCAGCAGCUGGCAGCAUGGUGCCUGCACUACAUCUGCACCAACUACAACAGCGUCUGCCGCCGCUUCCCCAGGGAGAUGAAGUACAUGGCGCCAGAGAACAAGGCGCACUUCGAGCGGCACCGCUGGCCGCCCAUCUGGUACCUGAAGGAGGAGGAUCUGUACCUGCGCUCGAAGAAGGAGCGGGACCUGGAGGAGCAGCUGCUGCGGAAGCAGCACACCCGCAGCAAGUGGUGCUUCUGGCGCCCCUCGCCCCACGUCUCCUGAGCCCUGCCGUGCUGCUUGUGCCUUGCUGAGGGCGGGAGGGGCUGCCAGGCGGGCCGGGCCGGGCCAGGGUAGGGCUGGGAGCUGGGGGCCUGUGCCCAUCAUUCCCACUUCCAUGGGCACAGCAGCUGUUCCUGCUCCAGCACAGGGCUCCUGGCCAGCUGCUCCCAUUUACUGUCCCCCUGGCCCACCGGGCCCUGGCUCUGGCACGUCUCCAGGCUCUCCCGGCCCCUGCUGCCCUUAGCUUCCAUCUGUGCCUCUGCUGCAGCUUGGCCGUGCAUUG
This is a messenger RNA of Mauremys reevesii (Reeves's turtle), 2498 nucleotides long. Its product is annotated as rho-related BTB domain-containing protein 2-like. The transcript has 10 exons. Gene Ontology annotation, biological process: small GTPase-mediated signal transduction. The record is from RefSeq and is a predicted model, not a curated record. Lineage: Eukaryota; Metazoa; Chordata; Testudines; Geoemydidae. Gene Ontology annotation, molecular function: GTPase activity; protein binding; GTP binding. The coding region runs from base 142 to 2247 and encodes 701 amino acids.